This is a messenger RNA of Cimex lectularius (bed bug), 1803 nucleotides long. It is a transcript of the gene phtm, whose product is annotated as cytochrome P450 306a1. Lineage: Eukaryota; Metazoa; Arthropoda; Insecta; Hemiptera; Cimicidae. The transcript has 9 exons. The record is from RefSeq and is a predicted model, not a curated record. Gene Ontology annotation, biological process: xenobiotic metabolic process. Gene Ontology annotation, molecular function: heme binding; iron ion binding; oxidoreductase activity, acting on paired donors, with incorporation or reduction of molecular oxygen, reduced flavin or flavoprotein as one donor, and incorporation of one atom of oxygen. Gene Ontology annotation, cellular component: intracellular membrane-bounded organelle; cytoplasm. The coding region runs from base 252 to 1730 and encodes 492 amino acids.
GUUUGAGUCAGUACUAUCUCGGACGGCCUGGUGACAACAUUUUAAUAGCUUUGUUUAAACUCGAGAGAGAAAAAAAAGUCCUGGAAAACAAGGUUGUGGGGUCCGUGUCUAAAUGGAUUUUCCAUCGGGACAGAGCAGAUGCGUGAAGACAGACAGGCAACUGGGUCAAACAGAAUCGGAUAGAUGACACAGAAUCGAGGGGACGAUAAUUGCUCAGCAACCAUUCUUCCCACGGCUUGUCUCAUCUCACGAUGGAUAUCAUGGUGACCAUGGCGAUUGCUCUUUUAAUCGGCUAUCUGCUUUAUGUCUAUUCGAAAUGGAAAUCGUUCCCCCCUGGGCCCUGGGGUCUUCCCAUCGUCGGCUACCUGCCCUGGAUCGACAAGGACAAACCAUACAUCACACUGACUGAACUGGCGAGACGUUACGGCCCCAUCUAUAGCGUGUCGAUGGGCUCGGUCUCGACCGUCGUUGUCUCCGACGCGCAGCUGAUCAAGAACGCGUUAUCCAGGGACGUUUUCUCUGCGAGGGCCAACCUCUACCUCACACAUGGAAUUAUGAAAGGAUACGGGCUGAUCGCUGCCGAAGGUGAAAAAUGGAAGGAGCAGCGACGUUUCGUGUCGUCUUUCCUGAAGGGGCUCGGAGUCGUGAAAGUCGGCGCAAAGAGGGCGUUGAUGGAGAAGAAAAUUCUCGAAGGCGUCCGUGAAGCAGUCGGGAUGCUGAGUCGACUCGAUGGAAAAGCGGAGGAUCCUCACAACAUCCUUCUUCACUCCAUCGGCAACGUGAUCAACUUGGUCGUCUUCGGAAAGACAUGGGCAUACGACGACCCCCAGUGGAUCUGGCUAAGGCGUCUUCUAGCAGACGGAAUCAAACUAAUCGGCAUUGUAGGGCCUGUCAAUUUCUUGCCUUUUUUGAGGUGGUGGCCUGGUUACAACCGUUUGUUGCGCUACCUGAAAGACGGAAAGUCGGAGACGCACAAGGUCUACAAGGAGAUCUCGGACGGCUCGUCGACGGACGGCGAACAUCUCCUCGCCAAUUAUAAAGCGGCCAUGGCGAACUCGCAAGGAAGACAUUUUGAGGAAAAACAGAUGUUCCACGUUUUGGCGGACAUGUUUGGGGCCGGAACCGACACCACGCUCUCCACGCUCAGGUGGUUCCUGCUUUUCAUGGCGGUCAACCCCUCCAUACAGAGCAGAGUGAGGGAGGAGUUGGAAAAGGCGCUAAACGGCCGGCAAGAUCCGACCUUGGAAGACAUGGAAAACUUGCCGUACACCAUGGCAUGUCUGUUUGAAACCCAAAGGAUCCGAGUGAUCACACCUCUGGGCAUUCCGCAUGGUACGUGGGAGGAGACGGAUCUAGGAGGAUACAGAAUCCCUCGAGGCGCGAUGAUCAUGGUACUCCAAUGGGCUGUCCAUAUGGAUCCGGAGGUAUGGGACGACCCGGAGUCUUUCCGACCCGAAAGGUUUAUCGAUUCGGAAGGAAAAGUGAUUAAAAAUCACCACAACUUCAUGCCGUUUCAAUGCGGGAAAAGGAUUUGCCUAGGCGAGGAAAUGGCUAAGAUGAUGCUGUUUCUGUUUGGAGCCGGCAUCCUGUGCAGAUUCGUCGUCCGCGUAUUAGAAAAGGGUGAUGAUCUUCAGAAAGCGUUGGAAGGCAACAUGGGCAUCACAUUCAGCCCUGAGAGCCAUCAUCUCGUAUUUCAAGAGAAGACCAGUGUGCAAGCGGAUGGAACAUGAUUUGGUCAGUUGUCAGGUUUUGUUCGAAUGUAAAUAAUCAAAAUGAAUAUUUUAUUAAAUGUUUUGCUUUCAA